AUGAAAGAAGAGGAGGACAGAGCAGAGUCUCCUGGAUCCAGCUCUCUGUCUCCAGGGAGUGACAGGUCCAAAGGAUUACCUAAAUACUUCAACAAUAAACCUGGUUUCUCAGACACAAAGUAAGACAACAUGGUUACCAAGUUUAUUUAUUUAUCUGUCCAGCAUUUCUACUGAUAUGAAUCUGUUACACCAAAUAAAACAGUGAUUUGAAUUAAAAUAAUCUAAAUCACCCUCCUAUUAGUAUCUUUCGUAGUCUUUAGUUACAGUUCCUACAUAAUAUAUGAGUUACUUGAAAUGGACAAAGGCGUAUUUUAAAACUGCCUCAUUCAUCAGUAACUUUUUAAAGCCUUCAUAACAAAUAUUCAACAGAUGAUUUUUCAAGUAUUCAUUAGAUAGUAAAACAUGUUUGUCUUGGCAGAGAGACAGCAGAGUCUCCAGGACCCAGCUGUCUUUCUGUGAAGACUGACCGGUCUAAAGGACUACCUGAAUACUUCAAAAAGGAACCUGGACUUGAAGACACAAUGUAAGACAGCCUGAUUCAGUUUGUCUCAGUUUUUACACGAUAUUAAAUGAGUUUUGGUUUCUAGGAUGGCUGUCUAACAUCAAAACCUGGUUUGAUCAAGGACUAACUUCAAGAAUCAUCUAAGUCUGAUGAUUACUACUGUGUCCAUGUAUAUGGUCUGCUAUCAUGUGUAGCCUGUGAUGAGCACAGAGAUAAAGAAAUGUCUCCACAGGGGGAAGAAGAGGAGCCCUGUCUCUGUGAAGCAGCAGCUAUCCUGUUGUACUCUGUGUCAGGAUGUCCACAUGGAUCCAGUCUCUAGCAGCUGUGGACACUGGUUCUGCAGACAGUGCCUCACUCCAUACUGGGACCAGUCUGAUUCACCAGGGGGCUCCUCCUGUCCCCAGUGUGGAAAUAGAUCCAGAACAGGACCUGGACUUCAGACAGCCAGUAAGACGACCCCUGAACAAAGUAAGUCUGUCGACCUGUCUUUUUGACAUGUGAGCAUGUCUGAAAACACAACUGAAUUAACACAAGGGGCUCUAUUUUGGUGCCUCGCCGGAGAUCUGCCGCAAGCGCAGCGUCAAUCAGAUCCGCCGCGCUGACAAGGCGUUCCCAAGCACAUUUUGGUAUUUUGGUGAGCCGUGCAGCCCGGCGUAAGUAUCCCCCCUCCCUAACUCAGCUCCUCCCAGCAGCAUAAGUCGUAGACGGGGAGGAGAGAGGGCGUGUAGUAGAUUUAACACAGCCGAGACCUGUUUUCACCAAUCACAUAAGCUCCUCUCCUUGCCUUUAAACCCGCCACCGGCGAGGCGUAUUACUAUUUUCAUGAAGUAGUCAAAGAGAUCGAGAGAUGUCUGAAGACAGUUAUGCCACACGAUGGCGACAGAGGGCAGCUGCUCAACAAGUGUCCUCCACACUCUCUCAUCUGAGCACAGAUGGAUUUGGUGUAUGUAAUGUUGGACCCACUGGUAAGACAAACACCCUUUUCCACAAAUAAAGACACUCACAUAAAGUUGCAUAUAUUCAAACCUCACGUGACAAAGGUGGGUUUAGCGCACAGAUCACAACAUAAACUCCAAAAAUGGCAUUAAAAUCGGAACCAUCUGUGCGUAAAUGACGCAUCGCGCUCCGUGGCCUGGCUCUUUCUUUCAUAGAUGUUGGCAUAUAAAAUACAUUUGGCCCACAAAACUGAAUAUUAUAAUAUCCGUAUGUCGGCUUAAAGUAGAUAACGCAUCUGAGCACUGAAACAAAUCAUCUGUUCAGCCGCAGCAGCAAGCAAGACGGACAGAGGACACGGAGACGUGUCCAGGUCGAGCUGUGCGAGAAAUAAGAGGAAGAAAGAAAAGGAGGGAGACACAUUACAUAUCUUGUUAACUUCAUCAUGUGUGUUUAUUUACUAGAUAUUUAAUUUAAUUUGAUGCAGUUUCAGCUGUAUUGAUUCGGUCAGGUUGUGUGCCCAAACGCGUGCCAAACGCGUGCCAAACGCGUGCCAAACGCGUGCCAAACGCGCUCAUCAGAUCACAUAUAGAUCAGAAUAUAUCGAUAUAGAUCUAAAUGUAUGUGCUGACUCAGAUUAAUAGUUGUUGAUGAUUAUUUAUUGCACUGAAAUCUGCCUGACACUGUGGAAACCUGCCGAUGAGGCAUCAGUGACGUAUGUUGAUACGCCGCCGGUCUACCAAAAUACUACUAGACCAGCUGCGUUCCGCCUUGCGCUGAAAGCUGACCAGGUUUGAAUCGGCGAGCUUUCAGCGCACGUUACACGCCGGUGGCGAGCACGAAAAUGUCACUGAGCUGAUUCUGUCAACACCUCCCCCUGCUAUGCCAUCACGCCCAGCUUGGCGGAUCUCGGCUCGCCUCCGUGCGACUCAGUCCACGAAAAUACCAAACUCGCCUUACGCCCGGCUCCGCCAGACGAAAAUACAACUGCGCGGGGCUCGCUGCCCUCCGCCGCCUCACCGGCGCGAACGAAAAUAGAGCCCAAUGACUUUAUCAUGUCACAUAACACACAGAGAUUUUUAUGAUCAUCUUUAAAAUUCAGAACCCAGAUUUAAGUUCACUCUCUUUGUGUCAUCGCGAAUGACCCUGCUGUUUUUCAUUUGUCUGGUUUCUCCUUUCAAAAAAAACUGGCCAUAAUUAAAAUGGGUGAGUGUUUUAAGUAUUUAAUAAUAAAGUUAUGACAUAUGUUUUUGCUUUUUGCUCUUAACUGUAUAGAUGUUUAUAAUGUAGAGAUGUCACGGUCAUGGUCUCAACUAUUUGAUGGUAGCUGCUCUUAGGAUCUUUAAAUGAUCUUUGAUCGGUUGUUUGAGUUGAUCAUCUCACAUUUGAGCAGGAUGUAAAUACUCAAGUUAUUUAGGGUUUUCAUUCAUUUUAUCUGUAUUUUUACAUCUGCAUUCUUCCAGCUUACAUGAACUGAAAACUGAAUUCUCUGUUCACGUUUUGUAAUUCGCACUGAUUAAUAACUCUUUGUACAGCCGUUUUGGAAAUUUAGACUGAAAAUAAUCAUUGGAGUUUUACAUUUCUUUUUCAUUUUCUCACUCCUGCUUGUUUUUUUUAGAUCAAGGUGGCCUGCAGGAGGUUUUAAAUGAACACAAGAUCAGUCUGAGGAGGAGAUGUGAACGUGUGACUGAAGGAACUGAAGCAGGAAGUCAAACCCUCCUUAACAGGAUCUACACUGAGCUCUACAUUACAGAGGGACAAAGUGAAGAGGUGAAUACCCAACAUGAGGUGAGACAGCUGGAGACAGCCUCCAAGAAGAAGCCCCUCCAUGACACUGCGAUCAGGUGCCAGGACAUCUUUAAAGCCUUACCUGACCAACAGGAACACAUUGGAGUGGUUCUGACGAUCGGCGUUGCUGGGGUUGGAAAAACCUUCUCAGUGCAGAAGUUUACUCUGGACUGGGCAGAGGGCUUGGAGAACCAAGACAUCAGUCUGCUGGUUCUGCUGUCGUUCAGGGAGCUGAACUUGAUCAAAGAUAAGCGGUACAGUCUUCUCAAGCUGCUCCAUGAUUUUCAUCCAUGUAGCGAUUUUAAAUUCAAAAUAAAUGUCGAAAAUUAAUCAAAUUAAAUUAUGACAUUUAUGCACUCGUUGAAGGGGCACCACCCACCUUUCUGGUGGGAAAAAGGACGAAACAAAGUUCAAUUGAGUAAUUAAACGUUGGAUCAGUCUUACACAGAUUUAAAUCAGUCUCUCAUCUGAUUUAAAUCUGUGUAAGACUGAUCCAACGUUUAAUUACUCAAUUGAACUUUGUUUCGUCCUUUUUCCCACCAGAAAGGUGGGUGGUGCCCCUUCAACGAGUGCAUAAAUGUCAUAAUUUAAUUUGAUUAAUUUUCGACAUUUAUUUUGAAUUUAAAAUCGCUACAGUAUUUGGUGCCCCGUGUGAGGCAGAUAAAACAUAGUAUGGAUACAUUCCGAAACUCUUUACUUGAGUCUAAACGAGUUUCACGUUACUACUUCUAAACUACUAGCCUAUCUUGGGAAUACCAUUUACUAAGCUACGAGGUGUAUAACAAAAGGAAAGAAAUACACGUGAUUAGAUUCCUGCCAUUUGGCUCUGAUCAAACCAUAUUCAGGCAUCACCACUAGGAGGAGCUCUUGGUCCAUGGAAAACCUGGAAUAAAUUUGUGAAGUUAACAGUUUGGCUUGUGGAUAUGUUACAGAAUUGGAAAAAAGACCAUUUCAUUAAGAAUGUGGUGUACAGACAGAAAAUCCUGGUGAAGUGUCCAUUAAACAUGAAGUUAAACCAUUUUCAGUCAUCUUCUUCCUUCUGCUCUGUAAAGAAAGCCAAGGAAUUUAUGGCAGGCAUCUGGUUUUUCAGAUUUGGCGCCAACUGGCCUGUUUUCCCCCCUAGGUCAUUGGGUUAAUCCUGAAGUGUCAAUUCUGAUCUUUCCCAACCAGGGUGAGAGACUCCGUGUUUAUGGGUCUGUGUGGUUGAUAAGCAACUUGUCCUUUUUGGGAAGCGUUAAAGAUUCACUAUCACCUCCCAAAUGGUUGCCUGGGUCGUAAAUGGGAACUUGGUGUGCAAACCGUUACUCCCCCAUUUCCUGUCCAAACCAGAGGAGCCUGCAUUCCUUUGAGGGGUGAAUUCAAGGUGGAUAGCAGAAAGCAGUUGUCUCAUUACAUCCAUCACAACAGAAGAUCACAGCAGAGAUGCUCGCUGUCUGUAAACUUCUGUUCAUCUUUGAUGGUCUGGACGAAAGCAGACUGUCUCUGAAUUUUGACAACAAUCAGAAUGUUUCUGAUGUCACUCAGGAGACAUCUGUAAACGUGCUGUUAACAAACCUCAUCAAGGGGAAUCUGCUUCCCUCAGCUCUCAUCUGGGUAACUUCUCGACCUGCAGCAGCCAGUCAGAUCCCUCCUUCAUGUGUCGACAGGGUAACAGAAGUACGAGGCUUCACUGAUGCCCAGAAGGACGAGUACUUCAGGAAGAGGUUCAGUGAUGAGGAUCUGUCCAGAAGAAUAAUCUCACACAUCAAGUCCUCCAGGAGCCUCCACAUCAUGUGUGUGAUCCCAGUAUUCAGCUGGAUCACUGCUACAGUCCUGGAGCACAUGAUGAGCACAGAGCAGAGAGGAGAGCUGCCCAAGACCCUGACUGACAUGUACUCACACUUUCUGCUGGUUCAGACAAAGAGGAAGAAGCAGAAGUAUGAUGAAGGUCAGGAGAUGAGUCCUCGGGAGCUGACGGAGGCUGACAGAGAAGUUCUCCUGAAGCUGGGCAGACUGGCAUUUGAACAUCUGGAGAAAGGAAACAUCAUGUUCUACCAAGAAGACCUGGAGCAGUGUGGUCUGGAUGUCACAGAGGCCUCAGUGUACUCAGGAGUUUGUACAGAGAUCUUCAGAAGAGAGUGUGUGAUCUUCCAGAAAACAGUCUACUGCUUUGUUCAUCUGAGUGUUCAGGAGUUUCUGGCUGCAGUCUACAUGUUCUACUGUUACACUAACAGGAACACAACAGUGCUGGAGGAAUUUCUGGAGAUAGAACAGAAUGUUUUGACUCUUGAAGAGCUCCUGAAACAAGCAAUGCUAAGAUCACUGAAAAGUCCAAACGGUCACCUGGACCUGUUAGUUCGCUUUCUUUAUGGACUGUCUAUGGAGUCAAACCGCAGACUCUUAGGAGGUCUGCUGGGUCACACAGACAACACUCCAGAAAUGUUCCAAAGAGUCAUGUACAACCUGAAAGAGAUGACAGUUAGAGUCUCUCCAGUCAGAAGCAUCAACUUCUUACACUGUCUGUCAGAGAUGAUAGGCUGCUCCCUCCACCAGGACAUCCAAGAGUUCCUGAGGUCAGGGAACAGGUCAGACAGUUCACACUCUGUGAUCCACAGUGCUGCUCUGGCCUUCAUGGGGCAGAUGCCUGAGGAGGUUCUGGAUGAGUUAAAUCUGAAGACAUCCAUCACAACUCAGGUGGCUCAAGGGGGACUUAUACAGGCCGUGAGGAACUGCAGGAAGGCUGUGUGAGUCCUUCAGAAAUUAAUAUCAUGAAGUAGUUUAGUGUGAUAGUUUGAUAAUAAAUAUAAACUGUAGAUAAUCUUUGUCAUCCUUGAAAUAGUGUUCCACUCAUUUGUUUCAAAAUUAUACUUAUCAUUUUUUCUCAAAGCAUAUCAGGAAAUAUAAAGUCUGCUCUCAUUUAAUUUUAUGGCAGACUUUCUAGGUGGGGGCUCACAGAGACCCACUGUGAAGUUUUGGCCUCUGUUCUGAAGUUCAACCUCUCCAAUCUAAGAGAGCUGGAUAUGAGCUUCAAUGACCUGCAGGAUUCAGGAGUGAAGCGACUGUGCGCAGGACUGGAGAAUCCACACUGCAAGCUAGAAACUAUAAGGUUGGCUAAUUGACUGAAGUUCUUUCAUAUUUUUGGUUCUGUUUUCUUCAUGUCUUGCUGUGGUUUCUAAUCAAGACUUCAUGACUUUAUCUAAGUACAUAACUGAAAAAAAAUCUCAUUUUUGGGAUUAGGAAGUAUUGUUAUAUUGAGGGAGAGUAGAGAUAUGAUGAGUUUGAUUUGGAAGAUUUUUUAGCUGCCUAAGACUUACAUUGAGUUCAGUCAAUCAAUCAAUCAAUCAAUCAAUCAACUUUAUUUCUAAAGCACAUUUAAAAGAACCACAAGGGUAGCCAAAGUGCUGUACAAUGACACAUAAAAACAAAUAAAACAAUCAAAGAACAAGAUAAAGCGAGCAGAAAUACAUUAAUGCAAAAGAAUGAAUUUAUUUUAAAUGAAGGUUGACUGAUUAGGAUGUUUUAAUGUUAAUAUUGAACAUGACCACAUCUGAUUGGAUAAGAAAAGGAAUUUUGAUUUUGAACUGUGAUUUUUUUCAGAUUUAAUUACUGCAGUUUGUCAGAGAUCAGCUGUGCUUCUCUGGCCUCUGCUCUUAAGUCCAACCCCUCCUAUAUGAGAGAGCUGGAGCUGGGCAACAACAAGCUGCAGGAUUCAGGAGUGGAGCAUUUGUGUGGUUUUCUGGAGAGUCCAGACUGCAGACUGGAGGCAUUGAGGUCAGACUUUUUACUGAGAUUCUUAAAGUAAUUCAAAUAAAUCUUUGAAACACCAGAUUUUACACCAUACUCAUGCUGUACUUAAUUACUUAUUUAAAUCCUUAUAACUUAAUCAUUCCAGCUAUCAGACAGUAGCAGUUACAAUAAGAAUUUUCUUUCCAACAUUUUUAAGAAGCUUUUUGAAGCUCAGUGACUUUGUAUUUCAACUUGAAGAUUUGUUCUUUUGCCUUCACUUUUUCAAGAGAAAUGCCUCUACGUGUCUUUUCUUUGUACUAUACUGCUUUUCAUCCUGAGGUGUUUAAUCUUUGUUAAUUUGAUGAUCAAGAGAUGAGUCUGAAAUUGGUUUCGGUGGCUCAAUUCGUUUGGCCAAACAAAUUAAACUUGCAUAGAUAGAGCUGCUGAUGAGCCAAGCAGAGUUUAGGUUGAGAAGUCGCAGGCCAAGAGAGAUAGUUAUAAACUGCUUUUACCACCCUUUACUUUAUUGAAGUGAAUUUUGUGACCCAAGUAUGUUAUUCUGUGUCUGCGGCACUAGGUUUAACAAUUAUCUCCUCUGUUGCGUAAUGUGUGAUCAAGAUGGUUUCAUGUGAACUUUUAAUUUGGUCAGAAACAUCAACAUACAUUACCCUGUCCCAUCAUAUCUGGAUGUGUUUUGUAAAGGUUAGGCUUGUUUUCUCAACUCUGGCUUAAGUAAAACCCAGGAGAAUGAUUGACAUGUAAGAUCUAUCCAGAGCGGUCCACAGCUGGACUGGUCUGUGUCGCUGUCUGUGUCUGUGUCUGUGUUUCAACAUAUUUUCUUCUCCCCUUGGUCAUUAAUGUAUUCAAAGAGAACAGGGGUAUGUUGUCCAUGUUUUAUGGUAAUUUCACCUUGUGAAGAGCUCUUUUAAUUCAAAGAAGUCUAUAAUUAAGUUUAAGAGUGAACAGCGGAGUCGGGCACAGGGUUGCCAUAGUAAACUGACAGUUUCCAGUCUGGAAGCUGUCCAAAAACUGCAGGAGUGCAAAAAAUACAUAAAUAAAAUAACUAUAUAUUCAAUAUUAAAUUCUGUAAUGCUAUUUUAACUGCCAUAAAAUACACCAUAAAGAGGCUCUGACAUCCACAGCAAACAUAAAAUUACUCUUAUAAUGACAAACAGCAGCUUGCAACCAUCACAGCCUCCAAAUUUUUGGUAAGUUCCUGUCACCUUCUGGAAUAAAUUUUUCUCUCUACAUACUAAUAAAGAGUCAUCAAGUAGCUUUGCCAAAAUCUUCUGUACAUCUCUAAUUCUGAACAAGUCAGAAGUCUGACAAAGCUGAACAAAAUAAUAGCUGAGAAUUAAUUGCUUUUCAUGUCAAUGCUGCAACAAUAUAUCUGUAUCCCUCUUUGAAGAGGCACAAACACACUUGGAGCACACUUAGUGCUUAGACGGACUGCACCUUUACAGGUCUAUAAAGUAGCCUAUUUUAAAGAUUUUGAUAACCAUUAACAGAGACAAUAAUCAAUAAUUAUGAUUAUUGGAUUAUAAGUGUGUGUGUGAUGUCUUACCUCUGGAUGCAGACUAUGUUGUGGAUUGAACCUUGAACAUAAAGGGAAAUGCAGAUAAACAUCCAAACUUAACUCUAUUGAACUCGGUACAGUCUGGUGUGGCUCUCUUGUACAUGGAUGAGUCAAACCUCUCCAACAUCUGUCGUGGAGGUUGGAAUGUGGCUGAAGUCCACCCGUUCUAUGUAAGACCUGUGCACACAUCCAUUAGCGUGGAAAAGAGUGGUGAUUCAUGCCAUUUCUGGUAUCGUCUUUAAUUUAUGUUACUCAGGAAAAAAUGUCUUAGAAGCCCUGGUCUUAUCCUGCAGUAUAUCCCACAAGUCUGUUUUGGCUGUAUUUCUCCACUCCUUACAGACACAGAAAUUGACUUCACACUUGGUGAGCAACAAGACUUCUGUCACUCAGUGAUCCUUUUAGUCUUUUUAAUAGGCUCUAAUGUCAGUGUUGCAAUUCUUGCAGUGCGCUUUCGACUCGUCAUUUUAUAUUGACCACUUUGCUGGAUGAAUGCCUGUGAUAAAACAGGUAUGUUUUGAGUUUGAGUUGAGAAACAUUUGCGACCUUUUUCGUCAUUCGGUUCUAUUUAGGUCAUUUAUACACUGAUCCUCUGAUUAUUAUGUAUUUAUUUCAGUAAGGAAGCUCCCAGAUUCCUUUGCUGGCUCUUUUGUUUUAGCUUACCUCACUAAUUUUAUUUUUUUUAUAGAAAAGACAAAGCUGAGAUGAGAGUUGCCCAUCAUUGUGACUUGGUUGCGCUAAUAAAGUAAAGUUCUGUACAUCCAUAAUUUUUAAUGACGUAGGAGAUGAUUUCAUGGAGCACAUUACAUUCACACACUCAUUCAUGGAGAAUUAUAAAAACACACUGACAUAUGAGAGAUUUUUUUAGCCUUUUAUUGUUGGGUUCAGUCCCAUAUUAAAUCUUCAACUCUGAACAUGUUUAAACUAAAUGAUUUCUUAAGUGGCAUUAUUUCUUUUUUAAUGCAGAUUAAAAGACUGCAGUCUGUCAGAGAUAAGCUGUGCUUCUCUGGCCUCUUGUCUGAAGUCCCAACCCUCCCAUCUGAGAGAGCUGGAGCUAAGUCUAAACAAGCUGCAGGAUUCAGGAGUGAAGCAUUUGUGUGGCUUUCUGGAGAGUCCACACUGCAGACUGGAGGCAUUGAGGUCAGAUUCAAAUUUAACUUCAACACUAAAACUAAUCUGAUGUCAGAGCUCUGCUGACCUUUGACUGUGACUUCAAAGCCCUUGAAAACCCUGUAGCAAGAGUUCCCCACAACAAGGGGGGAAGACAAUUUGACCAAAUGUAUUUUAUAAAAUCAGUCAAAGGGGGUUAAGGGUGAUCACUCAACUUGUACGGUAACAGGUUCCUGUAGAAGAGCAUUCUUAUUGUCUACCCAAUAUCUUGAGUUGUCCCCUGAAUGACUCAAGGUUAAUCACACAUUCCUUUAUAUAUUCAUAACAUGUUUAGAUCUUAACCUCACACCUUUUGUGACAACUUUGUUUUACCUUGACAGAAUAUAAAACACUGAUUAAGUUUUAUCAUGUAUUUUAUCCAGAUUAAGUGACUGCAGUUUGUCAGAGAUCAGCUGUGCUUCUCUGGCCUCUGCUCUGAAGUUCAACCCCUCCCAUCUGAGAGAGCUGGACCUGAGUGACAACAAGCUGCAGGACUCAGGACUGAAGCAUUUGUGUGGUUUUCUUGAGAGUCCAGACUGCAGACUGGAGACUCUGAGGUUAGUUAAUCGACUGUUUUUACUGUUGGUAAAAUGAGUUUCAAAAUCAAAUUGAAGUUCAUUCACAAUCUUCUUUAGUUUUAAAUAAGAGUGGGUGGUGUCCUGGUUUUAGUAUUGUCUCUCAUUCACAUUCUGCCAAGAUUCUGUCUCAGUCAUCCCCAGUUCAAAUAAACUCUUCUUGGUUAUUAGAAAGACUGAAGGACAUUCAUGAAGGGAAUUUAGUAUGCUCAUCACUGAGAGUGGUGGCAGUAAAAAAAAAAAAAAGAGGGAUAAAAGAGUGAUUUGUAAGAGAUAACAGUGAAGAUAUAACCCUGGUCUACUACCUUUGCCACUCUGACACUUCAGUCUCCUUAGAGCAGAGCCAGGCAAAAAAGUGAAGGGGUGGUGACGAUUCAUGGGUUUACAUUUCUCUUCCAGUAUAACUUCUUUACACCACAACACAGUAGUAUAGUUUUUAUACAAAGCAAAAAAAAAAAUAAAUAAAAUACUGUGAUAUUAGUUUCUGGUCAUAAGUCUGUAGACCUGUUAAAGGUGGGGUAGGCACAAAUCUGUUAAAAAAGCAUCUUUUUUGUGGUGUAUAUAAAAAAAGCUUAUAAUACCAGUCAAUAGUUAUUAGUUAUUGAUGACAUUUGUUAAUAAAACUAUAUCGCUGUGUUCUCUUACGCAUGUGAAGUCAACGUUUUAAAAUUUCUGAGCGGCCCGCUCUUUCUGACUGUAAACAAAGCCAUUCUCCACCUCCCCAACCUGAUUGGUUAUAAGGUGGUUGCUGCUCCUUCGUGCUGAUUGGUUGUGAGGCAGAUGCUGCUCCCUUGUGUUGUGAGGCACGCUCCACCUCCUCGAAUAACAUGCACGAGCCCAAACAGAGUUAGUGUGCCACAAUAUCGGACAGUGGAAACCAACCAGAAAGUAUGGAAAAUUGUCUGAAUCCUCCUUUGACCAUGACUGCCAACACAAGCAAGAAAACGAAGCGAAUACCGAAGACUCUGGCGCAAUAACGGGUGCUUAAAAAGGAGGUAGACUAGACAAGAGCUAAAAAGCUAGGCCAACAUAAAAUGAUAGGGGACACUUCAGGAUCUUGUGGACCCUGUAACCUUUCUGCUGGACAGGUAAACUGCUUUGACAAAGUAAGCCAAGUGUCUGUAAAGACGUGUUUCUUGUCAAACGGGACCUGCUGCGUGUUGUAGCGCUGCUAAACUGUUUACCUCGGGUCCUGGAGUAUGUCACUUUAUCCUAGUUGUAGGAGUCUUGCAAACAUUGUGUUUGCUGGUAGUCUGUUGGCAUCUACAGUAGCACCAAUGCUUUUUACUUUCACAUUGACUGGGCCCCAUUUGUAAUUAUCUUAAGUGUUUAUCUGCAUUAUAUCUGAAUUUAAUUGAAACAAUACGAGCGAGCAGGAAGGUCUGUUUGUGGGCAGGGCUUGCUGGAGCAGAGAGGGAGGGGAGAGGAGGAGCUGAGGGGAAAACUGGUUGGGAGGGGUAGUGCUUACAUUUAAGAUUUCUCCCGAAAAUGGGCACUUCCUCAGAUCCUGCCUACCCAACCUUUAAGGAGCCCCAAGAACAAAGUAACAAAGUCAAAAUCUCUAUAACUUUUUUGUAAUCUUAAUCAUGCAUUUCUCUUUCAGACUGAGGUUCUGCAGUUUGUCAGAGGUCAGCUGUGCUUUUCUGGCCUCUGCUCUGAAAUCCAACCCCUCCUAUUUGAGAGAGCUGGACCUGAGAGGAAACAACAAGCUUCAGGAUCCAGGAGUGAAGCAUCUGUGUGGUUUUCUGGAGGGUCCAGACUGCAGACUGGAGACUCUGAGGUCAGACUCAAAUUUUACUUGGAUGCUAAGAUUAAUUUGGUGACUAAAGUUGUGUCAACAUUAAAUUGCAGAUAUAAUGCAGAUUUUUAUACAUAUACAUAUCUACUAUCGCCACACUUUACCAAAUGCAAUCAAAACUGUUAUUCAUUUUCUGUUUGGUAAUAUCAACCCAAUACACACAUUAUGUUAUUCAAGCAUUACAGUUCUAAUUAAAAGCACUCCGACCCUAAAGUCUGCAAACAGAGGUGUGUAAAAAUUGUUUUGAGGUUGAUACAUCACCUAAAAAAAGUCUUUGUAACCAACCAGCCACAUUAUAAUAAUUGAAAAUCUCACCAAGUAUAUAAACUUUGCCCUGACAGUCUCAUAUUAAAUCUUCUUCAAGUCUGAACAGAUUCUUUAACUAAAGGAUUUAUAAACUCACAUCAUUUCUUUUCCAUUCAGAUUAAGAGACUGCAGUCUGUCAGAGAACAGCUGUGCCUUUCUGGUCUCUGCUCUGAAGUCCAACCCCUCUUACCUCAGGGAGCUGGAGCUGAGUGACAACAAGCUGCAGGAUUCAGGAGUGAAGCUAUUGUGUGGUUUUCUGGACAGUCCAGACUGCAGACUGGAGAUUUUAAGGUCAGACACUGAUUUAACUACAGUCCUGAAACUAAUUCAGUGUGUAAAAGUCUGACUUUGAACUUUUUUUUUUUUAAAUCUCCAUCUGUGCUACAUAUUUGAUUCUCAUUGGUCAGAACAAGAGCUGAGCACAGUUAUACAAAAUAUUACUUGCAGGGAUCCAAUGCAAGUACAGAAGGUAUGGAUAUAAAUUUGAUCAAUUACUAGGUAACUAAAAGUAUGGACUACAAAAAAUAAAGUAUGGAAAAAUAUUAGUUUCCAGACUAUUACUACUGUUCUCAAACACUGUUUUCUAAUAGAAAAGUAGGGAUUUGCAAAACUAGCUUAAUUAUUCUAGAUCGUGUUUUAUGCCAGGCCAGGCACAGUUUGUGUGAUAGCAAACGUCUCAGAAAACAUAUUGCCCCUUUUACCUGAUUGACAAGUGGUAUGUCUAGUCCUUCCCAAUAUGGCAGGGAAGGAGCCUGAGCUGGUGCCCGAGGUGGAGAGGCUCUGGCUUGAUAUAGUCGGAUUCACCUUGACGCAUAGCGUGGGCUCUGGAAUCAGUCUUCUUGAGAGAAGUUGAACUCUUUUCAACUCUUGAGUUACCACUGGUGAGAGAUGCCGUGCAGGGGUGGCGAUACUUUUUCCCCCUUGGCUUGGUGCGUGUGUGUUGGGGUUUACCCCGGUGGACAAGAAGAUAGCCUCCCUCCGCCUUUGGAUGGGAAAACGUAUCCUGACUGUCAUUUGUGCUUAUACUUCAAACAGCAGCCCAGAGUAUCCACCCUUUUUGGAGUCCAGAGAAGGAGUGCUGGAGAGUGCUCCUUCAGGGGAUUCCCUUGCUCAGCUGGGGGACUUCAACAGCCAUGUUGGCAACGACAGUGAGACCUGGAAGGGUAUGGUUGUAAGGAAGAGCCCCCUGAUCUGAGCCCGAGUGGUGCUUUGUUACUGGACUUCUGAGCUUGUCACAGAUUGUUCAUAAUGAACACCAUGUUCAGUCAUAAUGCUGUCCACAUGAGCACUUGACACCAGGACACCCUGGGUGGCAGUUCGAUGAUUGACUUUGUGAUUGUGUCGUCAGACUUGUGGCCUCAUAUCUCAGACACAUGGAUAAGGAAAGAGAUAGAUCUGUCAACUGAUAACCACCAGGUGGUGAGUUGGCUCCGAUGGUGGGGGAGGAUGCUGGUCAGACCUGGCAUACCAAAACACAUUUUAAGGGUCUGUUGGGAACAUCUGGCAGAGUCUCCCAUUAGAGGGAGCUCCAACUUUUAUCUCUGAGAGGGCUUCAACCAUGUCCUGGAUUGGCAGACCAGGGUUGGUUUCCCCUUUUUAGAAGGUUGACUGGAGGGUGUGUUCCAACUAUAGAGGAUCACACUCCUCAGCCUUCCCCGGUAAGGUCUAAUUGGGGGUCCUGGAGAGCAGGGUCUGUCUGAUAGUGGGUGUGGCAUAAUGAGCCACUAAACCUUGUCCAUCUACCAAACCCAUAUCAAACAUGUCAUUUCUCCACUCAUGUCACUGUAUCCAUAACUCUGAGGGACACAUUAAAAUAUGUAAAUUUCUCCCAUGCCCAGUGCAUGUGCAGAAGUGGGAAGUUUUCAAGCCUGGAAAGGCCUCCAGAAAAGCAACUCAUUUGGUGGAAAGCAUAAUAAUAACUCCUUGCAUUCAAAUAGGGCUCUCAUAUCCUUGUCAACCAGACUGUAAUAAUGUCAGGUUAAGGUGUUUGGAGUCUGAUUUCAAACCAUCCUCAACUCUGUACAAAUUUAAAAACUGAAAUAUUUUUGAAUCUGUUUUUAAGAUUGUGGUGCUGCAGUCUGUCAGAGAUCAGCUGUGCCUCUCUGGUCUCUUCUCUGAAGUCUAACCCCUCCCAUCUGAGAGAGCUGCAGCUGAGCUUUAACAAGCUGCAGGAUUCAGGAGUGAAGCAUCUGUGUGGUUUUCUUAAGAGUCCAGACUGCAGACUGGAGGCUCUGAGGUCAGUUCAUUCACUUCCUGUUUUAACUUUUGAUUGGUCAUGUUCAUCUAUUCAAGUUUAAUUUCGUCAUACAUACCUGAGAUGCAUUGAAAUGUCCCUUUUUUGUCAUAUUUUUGUUCCGUGUUCAGAUUAUAGUCUGCAGUCAGUUAAAACUGUUCUGACUUAAAGACACUGUGAGGAGUUUUUUUUAUUUUGAACUAGUGGAGAAACAGACAAACUGAAACUGAUACCACUUUGCGAACUUCAUAUGUGAAAUACUCCACAACAAUGCUAAAAACUGCUAUUCUGACUGCUACACAUACUAACAGUGAGUUAUGAUCCACUUUUUAAAGACAACAGAAUGAGGUUCUUGUCUGGAAACACAACUUUCACAUUUACAGAGCAGGAGAAGAGGUGUCACUCUGUCCACAGGGGUGCUGGUAUCAACACAGACCACAAGUUCCUCCGAAGCUUUGAAGUAACUGCAUAAAAGAUAAGCUGUCCUUAAAUGAACUGACUGUCAUCAGAUUUCUUGUUUUAUCACUGAUGAUGUGCCCAAGUAUCACCGUGAGGUGUAUUUGCUCUAUCAUAUCUGGCUCCACCAGUGACCUCAAGGAAGGCUGGAUGACGUCCAUGAAAAGAGUGGUGACAACUGGAGGGACAGUGGACAGCCCAGAGAGACGGCAACCAGGGUAGAAAAGGCCAGCACCUUGACCUACAGCUCCCGUAAGGGGGCACCCAAAAGCUUGCUAUCAAGAAUGCUACAGGAAAAUACACUCAGGAAUGGCAGUCGACGCAACAGUCUUUGUUGUGCUUGCUGCAGAACCUGGUCAGACAGAGGAGGAGCCAGGUCCGGCAUCCCUCCACAGAACCUGGAACCUCCAAGCAACACGAAUCCCCCCACCAAGCAGGAAAUCGGAACAUCACAGGGUGAAGUGGCCUAUUGCUGAGAGCAAGAAGUGGACCAAGUUGGAUGAGGAUGUAGACAAACCCCUGGAAUUCAUUUUAUAGGGUGACGCUGACCAGAAACUCCAAACCAUGUGCUCCCUAAUAAUGAGCAUAGGAGCUGAACGUUUUGGAGAGAAACAGAGCAAGAAAUCGAGCAAGGCUCAAUCGGCAGGAAGUCAAGAUACGGCAGCUGAGGCAAGAACUAAAAUCCUUGAGAUGCCAGUUCAAGGCAGCCAAGGAAGAGAGGAGACCUGCUCUCUGGAACUCACUCAAAUCAUAAGAAAGAAGCUCAUCACAUUGAGAGGGCCGUAUGGCACCGAAGGAAGGGAAAGGAAAAGGCUCGGAAAGGAAGCGCUUCAUUUGCAACCCCUUCACUUUCACUAAGGGGCUACUGGGCCAGAAGCAAAGUGGCCACCUCGCUUGCCCUGUAGAAGAGAUUAACCAGCAUUUUAAGGCCACCUUCAGUGACACUUAAAGAGACCAAGAGCUUGGCCCUUGCAAGUUACUCGUGACACCUCCAGAAGCAGUGUCCCUAUUCAACAGCGAUAAGCCCACCCUGGCAGAGGUGAAGGAAGCUGUCAAAGCUGCAAGAUCUAGUUCGGUUCCCAGACCCAGUGGUGUACAAGGUUACAAGGUUUACAAGCAGUGUCCAUGGCUUCUCAAAUGUCAGACAUGGUUUUUACAUCGGAAUCAACCAAGCAAGUGGUGCUUCUGGAGUUGACUGUCCUCUGGGAGGACUGGGUAGACUAAGCAAAUGAGCACAAGAGGGCCAAAUACUCUGAGCUCCCCACAGAGUGCUGGAGCAAUGGCUGAAAAGCCCACUGUGAACCAAUCUAAAUCGAGUGCAGAGGUUUUGCAGGUCACUCACCACAGUGAGUGCUCAAACUCCUUGGCCCUAGAGGACUGCAGUUGAGAAAAGUCACCAAAAACAUCCUUGAGGCCGCAGAAAAGGCCUCCCGGUGGCUGUGGAUCUGUAGGGAGAUGUAUGGUGCUUCUUGGACACAGGCUGGGGUCUGAUCACCCCCAGCUGGGUUGCCCAGGUGAGGGUGUCUGAUGAUUAAAGAUCUGAAACACCCUACAAUCCCUGGUUUAUCACUGAUGAUGAUGAAGUAUCACUGUGAGGUGUAUUUGUUCUAUCUUUCUAAAUGAACUGCACCCAUAAUCAAAAGAGUCUCUGAACCAAUGUUUUCUCCAGUUUGAAUGUGUCUUAAUGAUGAACUUUCAGAGCAGGCGUAUGAAUAUUGUGCUGACAUUUGGAUGGUGUGAGACAGCUGAUUUUAUAAUGAUUCUCAUUAACAGAAUGACUGAAUCUCUGUAUUCAUAUCAUAGACUGUAUUUACUACGGACAACCUGGUUCCGCAUACCGCCUGUAUACGGAUUUGAGGCCAAAAAGCUCUCUGUAUUUCCGGGAUUUUUCUUCAUUUCCUGAAACCAGUGCUGUGCAGUAGCUUUGUGCGCAUUCGGCCGCGCAGUCGCAGAGAGUCACUGUGAUGACGCUCGGCUCAAACAGCAUAUCCCCCGGGUGAGCUACUCAAUCCCUGAACGCCCAUAGGCUGUAUCAGGUGUCAAUCAUAGCAAACAUGAACCCCCUAAUAACUUUUAAAAAUGGAGCUUCACAGAAAAAAGAGGACUUGAGCACAAACCAGUCUUACAAUAACGACAUGUCAACAUCGCAAGCAGGGGGGAUAAAAAUUUAUGUUCUGUGUUAUAAAUUUCUAAAGUUGGUCCACAGCCCCAUAAGCUUUGCUGGCGGAGGCGGGAUUUAUGACCUAUACUGCAGCCCAUCAACAGAGGGUACUGUUCUCGGAGUGGCUUCACCCCGCAAGGAGGCAGAUGGUGUCCAUUCUAUAUACAGUCUAUGAUUCAUAUCCAGAAAAACAACAUUGAUAAUAAAGUUUUAAUGAUCAGCUUUACACAAUUAAACACUAAUGUUUAAUUAAACUUUAAAUGUUUCAUUACUUUUUUAAAUGUUUUUUUUUUUUUUCAGAUUGAGUUACUGCAGUCUGUCAGAGAUCAGCUGUGCUUCUCUGGCCUCUGCUCUUAAGUCCAACCCCUCCCACCUGAGGGACUUGGAACUGGGUGGAAACAAUCUGCAGGAGUCAGAAGUGAAGCAGCUGUCUGAUCUUGUGGCGAGUCCGCUCUACAGACUGGAGUCUGUGAGGUCAGUAACUGUGUGUACAGUUGAUGCUGGAAUCAGCAGUGAUGUAACAGACAUAUUUUGUGUCACAGCAGACAUUUUUUUCUGUUGAAUUAGGCCACUGAAUUAGUCUGUGGCUGCCUCUGUCUGUGAAGUUGUGAGAGAAUGCUUUAGGAUUGGACAAAGCUGCGAGAGAGAGAGCUGACAGCUGAUCAGAAGUUAUUAUUAUUUUUUCAAAUUUCAAAGUUAUUAGAUUGGAAUCAGUCCUCCAGAGUCUGUUAUCACACCUGCAUCUUGAGGGUCAUUGGUCAUAGAAACAUAGUAUCUUGGAUUUGUGCUUGUGCAUGUAAACAUCCUAUCCUGAUUUCAGUAACUGGUUUUGCUACCAGGAGAACUCUGAGAGAACAUGUCAUUCUGUGACAUGUAUAUACCUUGUCCAGACUUGUUGUGCAGGCACGGGUCAGUAGAUUAAAAGAGAAGAGCAUAUAAACCACCUAUUAGUCUGCCAUUAGUCCGUCAGUCACCAAUACUACCACAAGCAGUGCUCUGAAAAAACAAACAAUAACACAAUCAGAAGCAGGGCCCCCCCCCCCCCCAUCUUUAAAACAUGUCUGAUUUACUUAAUAAUUAUUAAUGUGAUAGGCCUGAUGCUGUAUUCAGAGCAAGACUGCAUCUUAUGUUUCAACAUAUGAAAAGGAGAGACAAGGGGUAACAGCUGUGAUCUGUGAGCUUGUUGUCAUGCUUUCUGUCAAUGCUAGGAGUGGAGCAGACAUACCUCUGCUCUGUCUCUUACUGCAUGAACAGCUGGAUCUGUAGGAUGACUGUAGCUCUUGGUGCACUCCCUGAUACAUAAUCAGUACCUCCUCGUGCUGUAGGAGAACAACCUGGACUUGAGAGUUUAGUACUGCAGUUUUAAGGGUUCUUUGCAGUCUUGGGUGUAAACAUUGAUUUUUGACCACAGUCAUGUAUCCUAUUUUCAGCUGGAAGUUGUGAUCUCUGUCAGUCCUGAUGACCCAUAAAGGUUGAAGCAGCAGCAGUCUGUGUGUGGAGAGGCUCUGACUGAACUUUGUUACUGGGAGAAGAGGAAGAGGAAGAGGAGUAGAGCUUCAUCCAGCAGUAACUCCAGCAGUGAGGAAUAACUCAGUGUUGUGAAAGCUCAUGUUUUUUUUGUUUUUGUUUUUUUUUGUUUGGCUGCACCUAAUUAUGCUAGCAGAGUCUCCUCUGGGGUGUCUUGUCCUGGUUUUGCUGUCUUGUCAUUUUCAUGUUUUAUUUUGAAAAAUAACUCCCCUCUCGUUUCAGGUCACUUGCCCUUCCUCUUGUGUUUCCGGUCUGACGUCUCCCCAGAUCCCUGAUUGUUUCCACCUGUUCCCCAUUAACCUCAUGUGUCUUAUAGUCGGCGUCUCCCUUUGUCCUGUGCCAGAGUGUCUCAUUUAGUCGUUUUCCUCCGGCCUUCAUUUCCACAGCCUUGCCCGAUAACCACGUUUGUAUUUUGGAAAAUCCUUGUUUCCGCUUUAGAAGAGUGAUUUUCUGUUGUAGUUUUUCCAGUUGAGUUUCUAGAUCUAGCAUUUGUUUCAUGCCUUGCUGUUUUUUUUUUUCCUCCCUUUUGGAGUGACUUUGUUUUCUUACCAUUUUUCUAGCCUAGUAGUGCAGUGUAGUUAAGUUUGUAGCCUUUUUUGUUUCCCUCCUUUUGGAGUGUUUUUUGUUUAUAAAUUUUCAUAGUUAUUCCUCUGAAGAUGAGAGAAGAUCAGCCUAUUAAUUUGUCCUCCCUUUUGGAGUGAAUUUUUGUUCUGUCUUGGUUUAUUUUGUUUUUGUGUUUUGUCUGUUCUCUAUUAAUAGAGAGAUAGAAGGUUUUCAUAGCCUAUUUGUUUGUCACUCUAUCUACUGAGAAAGAAGACAAUUUUUCAAAAUAAAGCGUUUUUUUGAUCUUUGAACCUCUGCGUCUGAGUCCUCCCUUAAUCCCAGGCCUGACAAAUGAUAUGGGUGUAGUGGUUUCCACACCCUCUAAAAUGAAAGGUCAAUGAGGGUGCUGAUAGCCUCACGAUUGAAAAGCUUUACGCAUUGAGGUUACAGCCCCCGUCACAGCAGUUGCUGAUUUAACGAUCUGACCCUUUACGGUGACUCUCAGAGAUGGUUCACUGUUGCCUCAGUGAAAUAGGCUCACAGUCCUGUUCAGCAGGUAGCUGUGAGAUCAGCUCCACUCUCAAACACAGUGGCCCUGUUUACAUGGGUCCAAAAAUCCUAUUUACAAUCAGAUUGAGAGGUCAAUCAGAUUCAAAAUGUCUCAUAUAAACACCUUAGCCAAUCUGAUUCACCUGGAUCUGAUUGUAUUUUGGGUCAGAUUGUAAGAGGUAGUCUACACCGAUUGAUAAUCCGCUCCAUGCUCCAUAUAUACGGCUGAGUGGAGCGGAUUGGGUUUACAGAGAGGCUUGUUCGGUCUGUGCAGGCACUCGGUAGUACGUAUGAGGCAUGUAGUAACGUACGCAGAGCACGCCCAAAC
Xyrichtys novacula (pearly razorfish) is the source of this 20126-nucleotide messenger RNA. The record is from the annotation of a GenBank genome assembly. Lineage: Eukaryota; Metazoa; Chordata; Actinopteri; Labriformes; Labridae.